AACGGGAGCUGCUGCUGUCAGUGUUGGUGGUGUCAGUAGCUGGUGGUAGUGGUGUCACGAGUUGGUGGUAGUGGUAUCAGUGUUAAUGUCAGUGUUAGUGCCAGUGUACUUUGUGCGAUAAAAGUUAACCUGUUUUUAACUUAACCUAACCUCCAUAAUGAUAUAGUUUUAACUCUGCCAUAACUAAACUUUUUUUCUUUACCAACAAUGAAAAACGUGACAUUGAAAACACAGUGAUUAAAACUAUUAAUCUAUUCAUUCAUUCACUUUUUUUUUACGUAAUAUCACCCAGUUUAUCCACUCAUUAUAAAACAGUGUGGACUUCUGGCGAGCAAUUCCCCUAUAUUUAACUAUGAUACGCGUUCAAUCUCCAAGUGAAAGCUAUAUUAAGUGAACUUUAAACAUAGGUAAUAUAGAAAAUAUACUCCAUGUUUAUGUAAGUGAUAUUAUAUAAAUAUAUAUAUUACUCCUAUGCGUGUAUCAAGAAUGCAGGCCGUCUUGAGGGAGUUGUUACAAGGACUUCGAAACACCUUAUGGGAGACUUUAUCUGAAGUGUGGGGCAGAUCACCAAAUAAUAUGGUACCGAUUGCCACCAGCCGUACAGUACUCAUAAACCGUCGACCGUUCUCCCACCUGCUGCCUCUCCCACGCUACCCAGGCAACACCAUCACUACUGCCAAGUACACACUUCUGACCUUCCUGCCCAAGAAUUUGUUUGAACAGUUCAGACGUCUGGCCAACUUCUACUUCCUGUGCCUCGCUAUUAUCCACGUUACCAUCAACAGCCCGGUGUCUCCCCUGACGAGCGUCCUGCCGCUGGUGCUGGUGAUAUGUGUGACGGCGGUGAAGCAGGGGUACGAGGACUGGCUGAGGCACCGUGAGGACAACAAGGUUAACAACUCCCCCUCCAGAGUCCUGCUGGAGGGUGAGGUGAAGGAGGUGCCCCGACGGGAGAUCUCAGUUGGAGACAUUGUACAGGUGAGACGAGACGAGGAGUUCCCCUGUGACUUACUGUUGCUCACCUGCCAUGACGUCAUCGAGGCCAAGAGUGACGUCACCACAGGAUCUUGUGACGUCACCACGGCUAACCUAGACGGCGAGACCAACCUCAAGACGUUCGUAUGCCCAGUGGAGACACGAGAGCUUCGUACACAUCAGCAGCUGUGGAAACUGACAGCAACUGUUCAGUGUCAGCUGCCUCACGCCAACUUAUACGACUUUAAGGGCAAGAUGGAAGUGUAUCGGGGCUCCGGCCUUCCUACCACUGCCUCCCUCAACACUGACAACCUCCUGCCCAGGGGCGCCCGGCUCAAGAAUACAUCUACAGUGUAUGGGGUCGCCAUCUACACAGGGGAGGAGACCAAGAUGGCUCUCAACUCUAAGAUGACCAGCAACAAGUUCUCCAUUGUUGAGAAGUCAAUGAACUCUUUCCUCGCCUUCUUCAUGGUGCUGCUGCUGGUGGAGGUCACGGUGUGCACAACCCUCAAGUACUACCUCUAUGGCAACGACGUCAGCAAGAUACAGAAGUUUUGGGGCACGAGUUUCCUGAAGUGGGACGACGAAUUGAGUGGCCCAGGGGAGUUGGAGGGGGUUCGUGUCAACACCUCAGACGUUAAUGAAGAACUGGGGCAGGUGCAGUACCUGUUUACAGACAAGACGGGGACACUAACGGAGAACACGAUGCACUUGAGGCAGUGUUCUGUGGAGGGAGUUAAGUAUACAGACGUUGGAGGAGACCUACACGUGCUGGACGAGGAGACGAACACGACCACGCCCCUACGAGACCUGAAGGAUGAGGUUGAGAGGUUUCUGGUGACCCUGGCACUGUGUCACACCGUCAAGGUCGCUGUCCCAUCACCAACAAUGUCAAAAGGUGGGAAGAAAAGGUCAACGAACGACACACACUUACACACCUUGACCCCAGAUUACCAAGCGUCCAGCCCAGAUGAGAAGGCACUGGUGGAGGCUUGUGCCAGGUAUGGCAUUGUGUUCCGUGGAGUGAAGAGCAACAGCAUUACCCUGGACGUGAGAGGUCAAACACGUUCAUACAAGAGGCUCCAGGUCCUCCAGUUCGAUCCAGACCGUAAGUGCAUGUCAGUGGUGGUGAGGGAGGAGGCGUCGGGGAGGAUCUGGCUCUUGACGAAGGGAGCGGAGAGCAGCGUGUUAAGAAGGUGUGCUGACGCUGCCCACCAACAGCCUCUCCACGACACAACCCUCGCUCACAUUGACGACUACGCCCUGCUGGGGUUGAGGACGCUGGUGGUGGCCAGGAAGGAGCUGGACUACAAGCACUACCAAGUCUUCGCCAGCCAGCUGUCUAAAGCACGCCAGGUGGUGGAGGGGCGAGAGGCAGCGGUGAGGGAAGUGACUGAGAGGAUGGAAGCUGAGCUGAGACUGCUGGGAGCUACCGGGGUGGAGGACCUUCUGCAGGAGGGCGUCCAGGAGACUCUGGAGGCUCUCAGGGCAGCGGGUAUCAAGGUAUGGGUGCUCACUGGAGACAAGGUGGAGACUGCGGUCAACAUCGCUUACUCCUGCGGUCACUUCAAGCGGUUUAUGACCGUCUUGUCUCUCACCAGCCUGCAUGACCUCCACCAGGCGGAGUCUGUACUGCAGAUGUGCUGGGAGGUGUCAGAGGAGGAAGGGUCGUACGGCCUGGUGGUGGACGGAGGGUCGUUGGUACUACUGAUGGAGCACCACAAGAGGGACUUCUACGACCUCUGCUGCAGGUGCUGGUCCGUCGUCUGCUGCAGGAUGUCCCCCCGGCAGAAGGCUGAGAUGGUGCGACUGGUGAAGACUGCCAAAGAGCGGCCCAGAUGUGCAGCCAUUGGUGACGGAGCUAACGACGUGUCCAUGAUCCAGGAAGCUCACGUUGGUAUAGGCAUUAUGGGUAAGGAAGGUAGACAGGCAGUAACGUGUGCAGACUUCGGCAUCUCCCGGUUCCAGUUCCUGCAGAAGGUGCUGCUGGUGCACGGCCACUGGAGCUAUGUCCGGGUGGCGGUAUUCAUCCAGUUCUCCUUCUACAAAAACGUGGUCUUCAACACCCCGAUGGUCUUCUACGCUGUCUGGUCCGCCUUCUCUACCCAGAGUGUGUAUGAUGGUUUACUUCUGACCAUGUAUAACAUUACGUGCACCUCCCUGCCGGUGCUGGUGUACAGUCUAGUGGAGCAGAACCUGCCAUCCAGCGUCCUGCUCACGAGACCACACCUCUAUCAACUUAACGCUAACAACGCCUACAUGAGCUGGCGAGUGUUCUUCCAGUGGAAUCUCUUUGCCCUAUGGCACGCCCUGGUCCUGUACUUUGGCCUCAUGUUGGUCUGCUACGACGACACCUGUGGCCUCCCCCAUGGCCAGACCUCAGACCUCUACCUCUUCGGCCUCACCCUCGGCACCCUGUGUGUGUUCGUCACCAACCUCAAGAUAGCAUUAGAGACCAAUUACUUCACCGUGGUGUUCGCGGGGGCUCUGGUAGUCGCCUUCUUGGGCCAGUCAGCCAUGUAUGUCAUCUACUGCGGCCUUCCUGUGGAGCCCUUCACCCUCAACGACAUCUACUGGGCCUACUACAGGUUGUUUCAGAGCCCGUCCCUCAAUCUAGCCUGCGUCCUGCUGGUGGUUGUCUGCCUCCUCCCCGACCUACUACUUAAGAUCUACGUCAACUCCUGCGACAAUGAGAGAUACCCAAGGAAGAGAAGGAGACGGGAGAGUAAUGAUGUAAUGUUAAAAUCUGUAUCCACUCUCGUCAACGACACCCUGACAGAAGAACUGGAAAAGAAAACUCAACACUGAACUUUAAAACCAAAGAAAACGGUUUUUGUAGGAGGGAAUCUAUUUUUUCUUCAGUCUACUUCCUUAAUAUUUACCUGAUCUACCCAGCCUCGUUGCCUUAGAUAGUGUCAAGUUUAUGAGAAUAUCUCUUAGACACACAAAAGUCUAGGGAACAGAAUAUACCCCAUGGAGGUAACACAUUGCAUUAAGCUAAGUUGGUUAUAAUGUCUUUUUGUUUGUCUAUGUGAAAUUUAUACUUUUGGACGCGAGGAAUUUUUUUCUAAUGUAUUCUCAGGUACGUGAUAAACAGUUAAAGCAUUAA
Homarus americanus (American lobster) is the source of this 4084-nucleotide messenger RNA. RefSeq names its product phospholipid-transporting ATPase IF-like. Gene Ontology annotation, biological process: phospholipid translocation. Gene Ontology annotation, molecular function: ATP hydrolysis activity; magnesium ion binding; ATPase-coupled intramembrane lipid carrier activity. Lineage: Eukaryota; Metazoa; Arthropoda; Malacostraca; Decapoda; Nephropidae. The transcript has 25 exons. The coding region runs from base 472 to 3783 and encodes 1103 amino acids. Gene Ontology annotation, cellular component: plasma membrane; trans-Golgi network; endoplasmic reticulum. The record is from RefSeq and is a predicted model, not a curated record.